This is a messenger RNA of Diospyros lotus (date-plum), 1064 nucleotides long. RefSeq lists its product as uncharacterized. The transcript has a single exon. Bases 541 to 753 code for a protein of 70 amino acids. The record is from RefSeq and is a predicted model, not a curated record. Lineage: Eukaryota; Viridiplantae; Streptophyta; Magnoliopsida; Ericales; Ebenaceae.
CUAAGUGAAUUAUCUGUCUCCCAAGAGACCCUUUAAUUUAUUUGUCAACCUUUUAAUUCCCUUGCCGUGUGUUCUUUCGGAAGGUGACCUUAAUUUGCGGGACAAUUUCGUCUGGGUCAGAGUAGCAAAUCUAUUUGAUGCUUUGUUGGGUCAAAAUGUGGCAGAAGGGAAGGGGGCUUCUAGGUCCUCUUGCUGUUUCUUCUCUAAGAAUUUCCCUUAUUUAUUUAUUUAUUCAAUUUUUAACUCUUUCACGGUUUCAUGGCUUCUGUGUCCUUUUGGGUAGACCAUGCUUAACUGAAAAUGUACACAAAAUGCUUGUCCAGAUCUUAGAUAACAAAAGUGAAAUGGCAUGAGUCCAAAUGGCCUGACAAUACUGAGAGAUCGUUGCCGUCCUCUUGAGCAAGGGGCGUCGGUUCCUAUGCCUCUGAUUCGUCUCCAUUCCCUGCCUAUUUCUUUAUCUUACUUUACUCUAAGACCAACUCUAUACUUAUAUUUCUCUGAGUUACAGAGAGAAGAGUGAGCAGGGAGAGAGAAAGAGAGAUGGGGUCUGAGAACUGGGCGCCGGUGGUGAUUGGGUUGGUUCUGUUCGUGGUGCUGUCGCCGGGACUUCUAUUCCAGCUGCCCGGAAAAAGUCGAGUGGUUGAAUUUACUAACAUGCAGACUAGUGGUAUUUCCAUAUUCGUUCACAGCAUCAUCUUCUUCGGUCUCAUGACUAUUUUCGUCAUCGCUAUUGGUGUCUACAUGGGCUCCUGAUGAAAUUCUUAUCCCCAGUUUCCUCCUCCUGAUGAAGUACUUGUGCGUGUUUGUGGAUAUCUUACUCGGUUUACAUGAUCCAGAGCUGUUCAAAAUUUGUGUGAUUUCGCGUGCAUGCAAGAAGCAAUAUCUCCAUUUUUCAAACUUUUUCUUUUUUUCUUUCACUGAAUUUCAUGUUUCAGCAUUAAGGCCAUAUCGAUCUGCCAUGUCUUUCUGUUACCCUGUCUCGGUUCAUCCCACUUUCAACUUUUUGUUACAAUAUUUAUAGUUAAUUUUUGCAAUUAAAACAGGACAAGAGUCUUGAUUUUCUG